This is a messenger RNA of Hymenoscyphus albidus, 581 nucleotides long. NCBI's taxonomy places the organism in Eukaryota, Fungi, Ascomycota, Leotiomycetes, Helotiales, Helotiaceae. The record is from the annotation of a GenBank genome assembly.
AUGUGUGAUCUUACCACAAGCCCCCGCCUCAUCCGCUGUGCCUAUAGAAUAAAGAAGGUCCUGCGCAAAAACACGGAAUUAGCGGAAGAAAUCGAUGCUUCGAGCAGACAUCUCAUUUCGCAAAUCACGAAAUCGAUACAAUGCCCCAUGUUUGGUAGUCCUGACCCGCCAGCCUCGAAGAAGGAGCUAGAUGAAGAGCUGAAGUUUCUCGCGACUUGAAUACUAUUGGUGCCUGUCGCGGACUGGCCACCUCCUCUUCGAGCAACUCCAGAACCUUCUCAACUCUCAGUUGAGUUUAGAAGUGAGCUCAAAGAGCUUAUCGAGGAUUUGGUCACGAACUCCAUCAAGAAGAUCUUGCCUAAUCAACUCUCAGAAGCUCUUGAUUCUAUUAUCUCGCCAAACUCCUUACGCGAUAGUCAACUCCAAAAUGCUCUAGUUCUUCACACCUCCAGAAUCUUCGUGCUCCAAAUGCACCAGAUGCUCCAGAUGCUCCACAGUACUACUCGCAACCAACUGCUUCGACUGUUGCUAUCCCUUCUGGAUCUACCAACAACGCACGUAUCUCUCAAAGCUGGUGGUAA